Messenger RNA from Aedes aegypti (yellow fever mosquito), 1996 nucleotides. Its product is annotated as very long-chain specific acyl-CoA dehydrogenase, mitochondrial. The transcript has 4 exons. The record is from RefSeq and is a predicted model, not a curated record. Lineage: Eukaryota; Metazoa; Arthropoda; Insecta; Diptera; Culicidae. Gene Ontology annotation, molecular function: fatty-acyl-CoA binding; very-long-chain fatty acyl-CoA dehydrogenase activity; flavin adenine dinucleotide binding. The coding region runs from base 95 to 1960 and encodes 621 amino acids.
UAUUAGGUUGGAGAAACCACGAUUAUCUACAUUCAGUAUUGAUUUACCAGCGGAACGGUAAAGUGGACAGCGCUUAGUUUCCUGUAUUAACAAAAUGUUCAGAACGGGAGUGCAACUUGUAUCCAAAACUGGCUGCAGUUUGGCUCAAAACUCAAGAUGUCUUUCCAUCACAUCGACUAAUCUGAAGCGGGCACAAUCACCCGCUAACAUGUCUUUCAUGGCGAACCUGUUUCGAGGAGAAAUUCAGACUUCCCAAGUGUUCCCUUACCCGGAAGCAGUCGAUCAAGAGCAAAGGGAGUACAUUCAAUCCUUGACGGAUCCCGUACAUCGAUUCUUCGCUGAACGCUACGACGCGGCAGAAAGUGAAAAGCUGAAUGGCCCCUCGGAAAGCGUAACGGACGCUCUGUGGGAAAUGGGAUAUUACGGCCUGAUGGCUCCUGAAGAGUACGGAGGACUAAACCUUUCCAACACCGGUUACGCAACCAUGGGAGACGCAGUUGGAGCAGUAGAUCUAGGUUUAGCGGUAGUUCUAGGAGCGCAUCAAAGUAUCGGAUGGAAAGGGAUUCUGCUGUACGGUACCGAAGAGCAGAAGCGUAAAUAUCUGCCGAUGGUUGUGAGCGGUAAAACGACAGCUGCUUUCGCCUUAACGGAACCCAGCUCUGGUUCGGACGCCGGAUCCAUCAGAAGCAAAGCUGUUAAAAGUCCUUGCGGCAAGUUCUACACGCUAAAUGGAUCCAAGUUAUGGAUUACGGGUGGUGGAAUAGCCAAUGUGUUCACGGUUUUUGCACAAACUGAGGUUACAGACCCCCGCACAGGACAAAAGAGGGACAAGGUAACUGGGUUCAUCGUUGAGCGUGACUUCGGUGGUUUGACGAGUGGACCUGCGGAGGACAAGAUGGGUAUUCGUUGUUCGAACACCACAGAAGUUUUCUUCGACGAUGUGAAAGUUCCGGUUGAAAACGUACUCGGAGGAGAAGGCAACGGGUUUAAGGUUGCAAUGAACAUUCUGAACAACGGAAGAUUUGGAAUGGCUGCUACCCUAGCUGGAACAAUGCGAGCUUGUAUAGCUAAGGCGACUGACCAUGCAAACUCUCGGGUUCAAUUCGGAAAGAAAAUCAAAGAAUUCGGAAACGUCCAGGAAAAAUUGGCUCGAAUGGCAAUGUUGCAGUAUGUGACACAAACAAUGGCCUAUAUGGUUGCUGGAAAUAUGGAUACAGGUUCAAAGGAUUACCACUUGGAAGCUGCGAUUUCCAAAGUAUUCUCGUCGGAAGCAGCGUGGCACGUUUGCGAUGAAGCCAUUCAAAUUUUGGGCGGAAACGGAUUCAUGAAAUCGGCUGGGCUUGAGAAAAUAUUGCGGGACAUUAGAAUCUACAAGAUCUUCGAAGGAGCCAACGAUGUGUUACGACUGUUUGUAGCGUUAACCGGAAUUCAGUAUGCUGGAUCACAUUUGAAAGAAAUCCAGCGAGCGUUCAAGAACCCGACGGCCAACUUGGGAUUGAUAUUUAAGGAAGGUUCUCGAAGGGCAGCCCGAAGCAUGGGAGUAGGUGGAUCCGACUUGAGCCAAUUUGUUGCUGAGCCAUUGAAGGAUUCGGCAAAACAGUGCUCUGAGAGCAUAGACAUGUUUUCGUUGGCAGUUGAAUCAUUGCUCAUUAAGUACGGCAAACGGAUCGUUGAUGAACAGUUUUUGUUGACUCGUUUGGCUGACAGUGCCAUCGAUAUCUAUGCUAUGGCAACUGUACUGUCACGUGCAUCCCGGGCAUUGAACAAAAAUCUACCCUCCGCAGAGCACGAGAUGAUGAUGACGAAGGCUUGGUGUGUUGAGGCAAACAACAGAGUCAAUAACAAUCUGAAGCGAGUGAACAAGCAUCUGCACUUGGAGAGUUAUAAAACGCUGUCUCUCAUAGCAAACAAUAUCUGUGAGAACGGAGGUGUAGUGCAAAAACUGCCCUUCGAAAUCUAACGGCCCAUUUAAAAAAUAAAAUAAAAUUGAAACUGA